This is a messenger RNA of Podarcis lilfordi (Lilford's wall lizard), 34566 nucleotides long. The record is from the annotation of a GenBank genome assembly. NCBI's taxonomy places the organism in Eukaryota, Metazoa, Chordata, Lepidosauria, Squamata, Lacertidae.
GAGUCCUGCUGCUUUGAAACGCAAACCUAGACACACAGAUUUACUAUAAAGUUAGGAGAGGACAACAUGCUUAUAGAGAGAGAGUGAAAGCUCCGCGUUUUUUCUUUUCUUUUCUUUCUUUAAAGUGAUUUGUUGAACAACACUCGCGGGGAGUUUUCUUGCCCCAGCAGAAGGAAAUAUUAUUACACAUGAACCUUUCAGCAAGCCAGGCAGAAGGACAUGCGUGUGGAUUAGAUGCCAGGAGUUUGGCUGCCAGAGAAAGACGUUAUUGUUGUGACUUUCUCCUCCGCCCCUCGCUCCCACCCACCCCUCUCCGAGAGAAUCUCUGAGGAACGGAACCGGAGAAAACACACACGGCUUGCAGGAGGGUCAUUUGCAUCCGAACCGGACUGCAGUGAGGAGGGAGAGGAAGAGGGGGAGGAAGAGUCCUGGAAGUUAAAACACACACAGGCAGGAGGAAGGUCAGGUGGAAACAGGUAAGCCCUGGGCAGGUGUCCUCUAUCUGGGGAUGGCCUACCCUAAACAAGAGAAAGGAGGGACUUCUUUCUUAACCUGUAGUCAGGUGGGACUUUCCCCUGUCUUAUGGAUCAACAGGUAUUUUCUUUCUGGGUCUUGAAAGGCUGCUUUUUGUUUUGGUUGGUCAUGCAAAAGUUCUGUCAAACAAACAAAGGAAAAGUGAAAUAAAGAGGUGGUUAAAAAUUCUGAGACUGUUUCCAUGGCAGCAAAACUUGGGGAAACCCCCUUUUUUUCUCAUAUGCUGCACACAUCCACAUACAUCUGGUAUGUUUAUAGCCUUUGCCAAAGCCAGUUGAGUGUUUCAGAAGUCUCACUAUCUGUAAGCUUGAUUCAUAAUCAGAAUUUUGUAAGGUAUGGGGAGAUAGGAGGUGAGUUUUAUUUUCAGAGAGGAAUAUUAGGUUGUGGUUUCGUUUUUUCCUUCUAAGUUGCUUCCGUUAAUUCUGCUUGCACCGCAUGUGCAAUUUGUAAACGGUUUUGGAUAGAAAGGAGUUAAGAGCCCCUAAUUAGUUUAAUAAAGCAGAUUCAAUUCCUCUUCGCACUCUGGUAGCUGAGAAAAUUGUACGAUGUUUAUUUUUUCCUUGAGGGAAUGAAUACAAAUUCUUUGCAUUUCUGAGAAUUUAGGGCUGCUUUCUGUUUUGUCACAAAGAGGUGAAUUUCGGAAGACAGACUCAUUUCCCCACACUCAGAGACUCCUGUGGCACAAUGGGUCAGUGCAUCUGGCUGUUAACCAGAAGGUUGGUGGUUUGAGCCCACUCAGGAACAACUGUGGGCAGAAUUCCUGCAUUUCAAGGGGGUUGGACUAGAUGACCCUCAGGGUCCCUUCCAACUCUAGAAUUCUUUGAGUCUAUGACUUGGUCCCUAGUUCAAUUCUAUAGAAGUUUUGAUACCUAAAGAGGAUAACACUUUAAAAUGAGUGAUGUGAUUUAAGAGACACUAACUGCAAUCCCAUAGACACUGAUUUAGGAGUAAGUCCCAUUGAACUCAAUGGGAUUUAUGCUGAGUAGGCAUAUAUAGGAUUGUGCCGUAAGGCUUUAGUCCUAUAUAUGCACUUAUGAGAGAGUAAGCCCCUUUGGGCAGAGUGGGUCUUCUUCUGAGGAAGCAUGCAAAGGUUUGCUCUGGUACACACCAGUAUUUACAAACCGCAUUUACUUGGAACAAUGUCCCAUUGAUUUCAAUAGGUUUUUCUUCCAAGUGGGUGUAUGUAAUCUCUAAUAAGGUUACUUGUAGCACCAUCCUAUAUUUGACUACUCACAAGUAAGUCCCACUAAGUUAAAUGGAGCUUUCUCCCAGGUAAAUGGAUAUAGGAUUGCAGCAUGAGUGUUAAGAUUAUUCAGUUUCAUAUAUAUAUAUAUAUAUAUAUAUAUAUAUAUAUAUACACACACACACAUAUAUACACACUGCAUUAAUGUUUUCCUAGGAAGCAACACACACCCCUGGUUCCCAAACACAGAUACAUGGUUGUUGUCUUUUUUAGAUGAUUAGUUCUUGUCUUUCGGUCAAAGAAAUCUAUCUGGCAGCCCAUUUCAGUUGCUUAUGCUUCCACAGAUUUUGAGACAAAUUCCUAACUAUCUGUUCUCAUGGAAAUGUGGGAGUCAGGAGAGAGAGAAUAACUACUCCUGGCUUAUUGAAUAUAUAAGUUAGAACCAUUCUUUGAAUAAAUAGGUUUGCAGGUAACUGGGACAUGGGCUGCAUACACCCCACACAUUUAAAGCACAUACCCCCUACCUGUAAAGAAUAUUCAGAACUGUAGUUUACCCUUCAGAGCACUGCAAUUCCCAGCACCCUCAACAAACUACAGUUUCCAGGAUUCUUUGUGUGUAUGAGCCAGGGGUGCUUUAAAUGUGUGGUGUGUAUGCAUUUUGUCUAUGCAAUCCAUCUUGCUGAGCCUCAGAGAUUUGCUUAGGAACUUCAGCAGCCAGUCCACAUUUAUCCAGCAUUUACCCACGGAAAAAAAGCCCACUAAAGCAGGCUUUGGGGGCACUCUUUGCAAUGCCCCUUUCUUAGCCAGUAGAACCUCCAUUCCUGGUGGGUUUAGGAAGUCAUGUGCCUGCUGGGGGAAGGGCUAUUUUCAUGCAGGAUGUGUACUGCGCACACAUGCACACACACACACACACACACACACACAGUCUUUCCCUCUUGGAACAGAAUCCAACUCAUGUGAUUUUUACCAGAGAUUAGAUGUUCAGAAGAGGAGGUUGGGAGCCUUCUCCUCCACUAUAAAAAAAGGGGGGGGGGGAAUAGCUGAUAUAGGAGCAGAACUUAAGCAAUCAGGAAAGGGGCUUGGAAUUGAACAGGCACUUCGCCUCUGGGGGAGAAGGGAGCUUUCAAGCAGCCGGGCUGAAUUACCAUCGAUGCAAGCAAAUCAGUGCAGGAUUUGGACUGCACUUUUGUUAGCUCUUUGGAAAGUCUUCCCUGUUCCUUGUGACCGGCAAAGAGCAACUGGAAAGAACUGGAGGUUCCAGGGAGAUCUGAGGUUGCAAACAUCAAUGGCAAGCACGAAGGCACAAUACAGGGAAGGCAAAAGUGUCACCAGUAGCUGGUGUUACCAACCAUAUUGGUUAAGGGUGUGAACUGUGAUCUGGGACGCCCAUGUUCCAGAUCUCAUCCCAGCUACAUCAGGCAGCUGUUAUUUAGGGGGCUGGGCAACCAGUUCCAGCACUACCAGUGCCUGAAAUGAAUAAAUGGAGGAUCACUGUAGAGUUGGAAGGGACCCUGAGGAUCAUCUAGUCCAACCCCCUGGAAUGCAGGCGCAUGUAGCUGUGUUAAGAGGAUUUGCUUUGUAUGCAAAAGGUCCCAGGUUCCGUUCCCAGCAUCCCAGUAGGGCUGGGAGAGAUCGCUGGAGAGCCACUGCCAGUCAGUGUGCCUCAGGUCAACAUAAUGCCCUCUGGAUGUUGUUGAACUCCAACUCCCAUCAGCCCAACCAGCAUGGUCAGUGGUUAGGAAUGAUGGGAGUUGUAGUCCAGUAAUGACUACCCUUGGUGUAGAUACUGAGCUUGAUGGACUAAAGAUCAGACUUGGUAUGAAGCAGUUUCUGAUGUUCCUAUCCAAGCUGCUUCAACCAAGAAGUUGGUGAAGACUAGGGCAGGAUCUGUGGAGUCUGUAUUCAGCAAUGAGUUGCUGGGAAUAUUAUCCGGGCCAAAGGGACCUGUGUUUUUUCAGGAGACUCCCUGCACUCCCAAGUUGUGUGCACUGCAGUGCCAGCCCACAUGAGCAGGAAAUUCCCAUCCCAAGACAUGUCCUCUGGGCAGGCCUGUUGCAAAGACUGGGAGGCACAGCCUGUGCUGUUCGCUUGAAUUUUUUCUCAUUUUAUGCUGUGAAGUUGAAUGGGGGAAAGACAAAGGAGAGGCAUUUCGCUGUAUUUUUGCACUCCGUCUGGGAAUUGUAUAUACACCAAAUAAAUGCAUGAUGUUUGCAUUUUAUUGUGCUGCUUUUGAAAUGUGGACUCGGGCAGAUGGAAACAUAAAAUGAGCCCUAAGGGAUGUAAAAGAGUGCAGGCAUUUAGCAAUGGGGUUUUUCUUUUUCUGUGUUGCAAUAUCACAGGAAUUAUCCAGCCAGUUGAUUCCAGAUGCUUUCUGUAUGAGGCACACCCCAUCUGCAUGCACUCGCAGAAAGCCUUCCCUGCAGACAAAUGGCUGUGGUGGUCGAGGCUCCCUCCUUUAACCAGCCCACAAAUAAUUUGGAAUGGUUAAUGGUAUGAUGGCUCCAGCCCAAUGCAAACACUCUCUUGCCUGCCUUUUCAGUCAUUCCAGAGUCUGUGGAGAGAGAUGGUCUGCAGCUUCACCUCUCUGGUCUUCAAUGUCUUUUGGAGACAGCAGAAGAAAAGACUAUUUUACUGAGGGUAAAGUUUCCUGCUUCUGUUUUAAGUUCAGGUACACCCAGCUUGGACUUCAAUGCAGCUUCCAAGAGGCAGAGAGAACCAACAUUUCAUUCUGAUAGGGAGAGGGGUAGUAGGAAAGCUACCCAAAAUAUCCACAGUUGUCUCAAUGGAAUGGAAAUUGAUUAUGCACAUUCGACAAGCAUAUGUGAAUCUUCAUGCUUUACUUAGGCUUUACAGCAUGCUUGGUUUGUGCUUGGGUUUAAUUUUUUCAUACAGAGUUUGAAUGUUUUUGUCACGGACUGGAAAAGAAGGAUAAUGACUCAUAUAAACACUGGAAAGAGAAAGAGGUAUGAACAGAGAGUCAAGGCCUGAAUGUUAUGGCAAAAGUUCAGAAUCCAUGCUGUCUGAGUGAAGAGCUCCAGUUCCUGACUGCACUCUGACUUCUAAGGACCAAAGUACAUAUGACAGCAACAGAUCCAUGUGCUUCUAUUUGGAUCUUUUCCAGUUACAGUGGUACCUUGGAAGUCAAACGGAAUCUGUUCCGGAAGUCUGUUCAACUUCCAAAACAUUCAGAAACCAAGGCAUAGCUUCUCAUUGGCUGCAGGAAGCUCCUGCAGCCAAUAGGAAGCUGCGAUAUACGUUAGAGUUCCAAAGAACGUUUGCAAACCGGAACACUCACUUCCAGGUGUGCGGCAUUUGGGAGCCAAAGCAUUCAAAUUGCAAGGCGUUCACCAACCAAGGUACGACUGUAUAUAUAAAGCAGGGUUGGGGUUGCAAUUUAGGGGGUGGGUAGAUGCUGAGGCUCAGAGGGGCAGUAGCUCAGUGGUGCACCCCAUACUGUGCAUUCACAAAGUCCCAUGCUCAAUCCCUGGUAUCUCCAAAUAGGACUAGGAAGAACUGAGUGUGAAACUCUCAGAGUAGACAGUACUGAGGAAUAAUGGUCUGACUCACUAGUCCCUUCUGCAUUAUACACUUAAAGCAGUAUCAGACCACUUUAAACAGCCAUGGCUUUCUCCAAAGAGUUUUGGAAAGUGUAGCUUCUAAUGGCUGCUGAGAGGUGUUAGGAAAUCUCUAUUCCCCUCACAGAGCUACAAUUCCCAGAGUCCUCUGGGGAAAUGGAUUGACUGAUAAACCACUCAAAAAAUGUAGCCAUGCAUGUGUGGUGGUGGGGAAUAGGGGCCUCCUAAUGACUCUAAGCAUCUUUAACAAACUGCAAUCCCCAGGAUUCUUUAGGGGAAGCCAUGACUGUUUAAAGUGUCCUGUUCAAGGGAAGUCAUAGUACUGCUCUAUUCUGCCUUGGUCAGACAACACCUGGAGUACUGUGUCCAGUUCUGAGUACCACAGUUUAAGAAGUAUAGGGACAAGUUGGAAUGUGUGCAGAGGAGAAUGACCAAGAGUCUGGAAACCCUAUGAGGAAUGGGUGAGGGAGUUGGGUAUGCUUAGCCUGGGAAAGAGGAGAGUUAUAGGAGGUAUGAUAGCCAACUUCAAAUAUCUAAAGGGCUAUCACAUGGAAGAUGGAGCAAGCUUGUUUUCUCCUGCUCUGGAGGGCAGUACCCGAACCAAUGGCUUCAAGUUACAAGAGAGGACUAAACAUCAGGAAGAAGUUUCUUUCAUUAAGAGCUGUUUGACAGUGGAACUUACUCCUUUGGGAGAUUAUGGACCCUCCUUGCUUGGAGCUUUUUAAGCAGAGGUUGGAUGGGCAUCUGCCAUGGAUGCUUCAGUUGAACUUCCUGCAUUGCAAGGGGGUUGGACGAGAUAACCUUUCCAACUCUACAGUUCUAACUGGUGGCUCUUAUCUGUGGCAAGUAAUUACUUAUAGCUGAUGCUCUGGCACCAAAAUAUUCCAAUUUUUUUGAUAAGGAGAAGUGAAGCAGUUUUAUGUGUUUGUGUUGACCUGCCCCAUGUCUUUUACCAUGGAGCCUGUUCCACAGCCACUUUUCUGCCAGCUAGGCUCAUUUACAUUAUUGGAUGCCGGCUUUGGCUGUCUCUCACCUUCUUCUGUUGUAGCACAGACACAACUGGGAAAGGCCCUUGACUGAGUCAGCGUACACAUCUCAUAUUCUAGCAGCUAUGUGUGUGCAGAUGCAUAGCUCUGUUCAGGUAACACAUGCUGGCCCACCACUGCUGCUUCACGGCAGCGUAUAUUUGAGUGGGCAGCAAGUGGCAACAUAGUGUUGGAGGACAGAAGAGUGUGUGUCACACGGCUCGCUGCCCUCAGGUGUGGCGGAGGACGCUGUCCUGUCGCCAGUGCUGAAAUUAAGAUUCAUCUGCCAGUCUGGUUGGCUUCUUUAUGUGGGGUGCAUGUGUGCCAUCCUAUCCUUUCCUCAGAAAGCAAAAUGCCUUUGGAGUAGGAAGGCCUCAGGCUGCGUAAGCACUAUACAUUUAAAGGACAUUCCAAGCACAUUUUCCCUCUCAGGGAAUUAUGGGCACUGUAUUUUGUUAAGCGUUGCUGGUAUUUGUAACUCUGUGAGGGGUAAACUAUGCAGAAUUCUUUAAGGGGGGGGAUGUGCUUGGAAUGUGCUUUAAGGAUUUAGGCCUACACUUCUGCUUGCCCUGUGCCUAGAAAGCAUGGGUUCAAGCAGUUUUCCAAUCCGAGUGGUUUGGCUUUUGCCCUGUGGCUUCCCCAGGAAAACCCACUCUUCUGCGCUAAAUCAUAACCAAGCAAAGUGUGGAUUAGCCCUUUGUCUAUUCACAGCCUCCAUUAAAUCGAAGACAAUGCAGCAGGAGGUUUUUGCUCACUCCUCACAGGCAAAGCUGUACACAUAAAGGGGCAUCAUAUUCUAUUAUGACACAAGAAUGCCCCCUGGAAAGUCAAAAGCAGCAAACGUACUUGAAUUAUAAGGAAGGCAGGACAGAGCCUGGUAGACAACAACAGUCUCCUUGUCUUUUGUGACGGCCCUGUGAAAGCCCUUGUUUUUAAAUAUUGAUCACUCCAUAUUGAAUUGUUUUUGGAGUAAUCAAACGACAGCUUCCCUGGCACGUUGCAAGUGUCCUAAAUUCACUUGCCUCAGCAAAUCUGUUUGAGUGUCUAGUCUGGCAAGAAAGAAAGGAGUUUCUGCCAAUUCACCUUCUCACUAUCUGCUCUUCUGAUGUUUGAGAAUCUGUCAGUUGCUCAAACCCCAGUGUUAAAAGUUAACAUGCAAAACAUGUUAGUGUUCUUCAUCCUACACCACGCCUAUGAGACAGUUUCUAUAGGCCAAGCCUUGGGAAAUAGCUACACCCAUUGGCUGGAGGGGAAAGCCCAGUCUCUGCCUCCUCAGUUGUGGUAAGUUCACUCAUCUCCCCUAGCUCUUCUGCACUGUAUACCGUACACACAGUUCAAAAGGAGAAUAUCUCUGCCUACAAACUCAGUUUUUUGGACUUCCAAGGAGCUUUUCUUCACACUAGGCUUGCCAUACAUCAGGAAAAUUUCUGACAUGUCCUGGUUUUGGGGUGUAAAAAUGGUGUCAGGAGGGAAUUUUGCCGAACUGGCAAAAUGUCAGGAAAAACUGGGUGCAUGGCAACACGAUGGAAAAAGCAGCAGAAACAGCUCCAAAAGCUUGAAAUUGCAGGUUUCAGGAUUUUUACUUUUUGAAAUAUGGCAACCCUACCUCACAUCUAACAUGGUGAGUUCAUCUGCCAGAUUGCUAUAUGUAUGGCAAGAGAAAUUAUUCUUUUGCUUUCUCUUGUGUUGUGCAUUUUUGCCUAAAUCAGUGCUGCUCACUUCAAUUCGCAUCUGGUAUCUUACCUAAAAUAAAACAUUUUCAGUCAGAUAUUCUGGAGUUUGCCAAAUGGAUCAGCCCUGGAGUUUUGCCCCUUGCAUAUCUUACCUGCUUGGUUCAAGAGAAAAAGAAUUUGAACAACUGCCUCUUGCAAGCCCUGUCUUUCUAGCCGUUACUCAUUAGCCAACAUGGUUCCCUCAUCCCUGACCAUAGGCCAUGCUGCCUUAGGUUGGUGUGAGUUGGUAACAUGUUGGCGGCCCCUGCAUUGCCCUAUAGCACACCUAUGUCCACUCAACCAUAGAAAAAUAUAUUCCAGUUAAUUGGAGAGAAAGGUCCUGUCUCUACUAACGCAGAGGUUGCGAUCGGGACUUGGGUCAAAGGCAGGGCAGAUUUGCUACAGCCCCCUAAGCUAUUGCUUUUAGAAAUCUAUGUGGAAGCCAAUAAUUAAUUAAAUUUUGGGAAGUCAGGGAGGGAGUCUUGUGGAUUUCAUUAAGUGCCUCACUACAUAUUCCCCCCAAUGAUCUAAGAACUUGUCAAAAACUGCCACAAGAAGGAGAGAGUUUGUAUCUUUGAUUUUCACAGUGACCCGUAUACAUUGGUUGGAAAACACACUGGGGUCACGUCCUGACUCUCUCAAGACACCCACAAAAUAGGUCAAAGGGUUGUUCACAUUUUCCCUACACGGCUGGCUUCUCCUUGCAUGUUUUUAAAAAUGGGGACUUAGGGUGACGCUGAGUGCAGAAUCUAACUAAAAUGAUUUAAGAACCUAUUUGAAUAUUUAGGCCACUUUCAGAAUUUGAACACAUCAGACAUGUCCAGGUCAUACAAACCAGCAUCUUCUGAGAAACUUUAGAAGUUAGCUACUUUUCAUAACAGACAAAUACAUCAAGCUAGCCAUAUAAUUUUCAAUUAAAAUUAUAUCCCAUAGAGUUAGGCCACAGAUUGCCCCCUUCUGUGUGUUCUGAGGGCCACUGUUUUCCAGACAGGGGGCUGGAAAGGUAUGUUGCUGAACAAACAGACCUCAGGUUCAAUCACAUAUGGUACAUGUUACAUACAAAAUCAAAAAAAUAUAUUAAAGGUAGACUAGUUGUUUCUUACAGCAUUCCUUUUUAUGCUUUUAUUAAAAGAUUUUCUUGGGCAACCAAAGUACAUACAACACCUCUGUUUCCAAAUCAUAGAGUCCUUCCUACAGGUUAGUUACAUUCGGUGUGAGACAUUCUCUUUUUUAAGACUCAAAGUUGUGGCCAGAGUUCUUGUUACACCUCCAUAACAUGCACAGUACAAUCAACAAGGCCAAAUAAAGUUGCCUUGGGGGAUGGAUUCAGCCCAGACUAUCUCUGAUUUAAACAGUGGGAUUUAAGUAUGAUUUUCGCUGGAUUUUGCUUAAAAUUUGCUUUGUAGUGUACUUAGUUUGUUUAUUUGCGGCCAGCUCAUUCUUAAUUUCACCAUCCAUCCUUUAUAAUUUGUGAGCUCAGCUCACAAAUGUUAUUUCAGGGUUGAGCUAGUAAAUAAAUGUGUAUUAUAUUGUUGAAAGCCCGGCUACAUAAAUAUAGAAAUAAAUGACACACUUACAGAUUGCAUCAUCAGAAACUAAAAAGUUCUAUGCUAAUUCAAAGCAGAUUGGCACUUCUUUUAUGACUUUAUAGGAAGCUCCUGAAAUGCAGUGUUCACAUUUUGCAUGCAUGGAGGUUUGUUCGCCUCCAGUGCCUCCAGAUCUGAAUUCAUUUUUAGUUCUCCUUACAAGAAGCUUACAUUAGUUCUUGUAUCAUAUAAAAAAGAAACUUUUGGGAUAAAAUCCAGAGGAGCAAAAUGAGGGACGUUAGAGUGAAAAGGCUGUGUUCUUACUAGAGGGAACUAAACUUACAGAAAAGAUCCUUUUGCUGAAAUAGUUUUCUGAGACAUUCACUUUCUUCCCAUAAUUCAUAUGCUAUGUCCCCGCUGAGUCCACCAUUUUGUGUUGGAGCUAAUGAUUCCAAGCCCCAACCCCAUUAUGAUGAUGGGAAAAAGCAGGAACCAAAGAAUUCUAGGGUUAAGAUGAGACAGAUAGCAGCAAAUACAGGGGGAGGGGAGGAGGCACAGAAUCUCUUUAUGGAAAGAGUCUGUAACUUAGAUGCCCAGGAAUGUUUUGAGACAGCUCAGCCAAAAUAUGUCAAAGGCGGCCAAGCUUCCCACUAAUCCGGUAUGCCAACAGCCCUGUAGUGCAUGUUCCUUCCCUUUGCCCAAGUAUCUUCCUCAGCCUCAGACAGACCUUGUGGUGUUGCGUGGAUUUGAGGAGGGGGUGUCAGGUGUCAGUAUUAUUUGAUGAUGCAAAUAGGGUGGCCACUUAUGCACCACCAUAAAAAUAAGAAAUGCAUCUCUGAGAAAGAAGGCAAAAGAGGACACAGAAUUGCAUAAACUUUCAAUUUGCUGAUUUAUAUUUUGUAGAUGCAAAUUUAGAAAUAGAUGUCUUUGCGCUCCCUUCCUACAUCUGUUUAUCAUUGAACUGGACAGCAAAGAGAAGAUCCUUCCAAACAGAGAAUUGACAGCCUUUCAAUGGUGGACAUGUGUAAAGUAGGAGACAUGUCCACUCUCCAAAUAAAGACACUGCCAGGCCAUCAUAUGUAUGUAAGAGAGGUUCCUAGGAAAGCAUCUGCAAUCAUUGGAAAAAGCGUAUGCAGGCCUGCUUACUGGCAGAUCUCGCCAUUUCCCAAAAUAUUUUCAGACCAAUCUUUUUGACUUCUGACUCUGUCUACUGUUGGUCCUCAGUGUUUUCUUGUUAGCGUAACACUGUUGACAUUUCCUCACCGCAGACCAAUUGGGAACUUGACAGCCAUACAGCGCUGUUUGUUAAUGGGGCAAGAGCUGUCUGAUGGAGCCUGGCUGGUUGGCUGGCUGCAUACAUGAUGUCAGUGGCAGCUGGACUCCUAGCUGUAUGAUGGACGGUUGAUGAAAUGAAACAUGCUGAGGCUAGUAGACUGUAGAGAAACACAGCACAGGCACAAAAUAUUCCAUUUUUUAAAAACCGCAAGCCAUAUUUGAAUGUGGAAAGUCUAAUUUUUAGAAGCUUCCAAAUGCUUUUGACAAUCUAAAACCAUUGUCCACCAAUUGCUAAUGAUGCUAACACUAAGUUGGUGAAGCACCUUAAAUAGAGUGGAGAUUAGGAUAACCCGCUGCAUAAGAGGAGGGGCUCCUGAACCUUUGAUUGUUAUGUUAAAAUGGCAAUUCCUGCAGGGACAGUUUUUCUCACCCUUUUUGCUGUUCUGUGCAACCCUCAAAACAGAGACGGGAAGCCUGUGCACACAAACACACCUGAUGUUGCUGGCCUAUAACUCCCAUCAUGCCUGACCAUUGGGCAAUCCUGGCUGGGGCUGAUGGGAGUUGGAGUCCAACACCACUUGGAGGGUCACAGUUUUCCCAUAAAUAUAUAGUAGUCCUAUCUUACUUUGCAUGGGCAGUCAAAGCAUUUAUACAUGGGAAGAGGAGAAUUGUACCAAUUGCCCAGCGUCCUUGUCGUAUCUGACCAUACGUGUUGGAACUCACAUCUGCACAGGGGCCUUACACAGAAAGUCCAAUACACCAUGACUAUGUUCAUGUGAUUUUUACCCUUGAAAAAUAAAGGGUAGGAAUCCUGUGUUCAGAGCCUACAUUCACUGGAUAUAGGCAGAAGUCCUUGUGUGGACCAAACCUACGUGGAAGCUCAGCAUGGUUAAGGAUUGAGUUAAGAAGACACUUCACUACCAUCCACAUUAGGGUUCUAUCUGUUUACAAUAUGGGGAUAUGUUUUCAGAGAUUUUUGAGUUUUCAUUAGUGAAAUAUCUUUAAAAAUACCCAGGUUGAUCCUGUUAUUAAAGCCAAUGCUUUUUUUCUUAAAAAAAUGUUUAGGGGUAUUCUCAUUUUCAUACUCAUACUGAAAUACUGCCCCUCAAUGAGGCCAAACUUAGAUUCAAAAAAUGUUUAGGGGUAUACCCCUGCAUCCCCCCAGAAAAAAGCACUGAUUAAAGCAUAUUCAAGAGAAACUCAUUCCAUGGUGGGGCAGCAGUAUUGGACAUGCCUACUCUGCCCAGCCUCCAUGCAUUUGUGGCAACAUCUAGCUAGUUUAUGAUGGAAUAUAAACUAUUUUAGCCAUUUGCCAAGGCUUGGUGGCAGCAGAUUCAGAAUAUACACGGAUCUCAGAUGCCCUGUCAGCUAAUUAUUUUUAAUGUGGAACCACAGAGGGAAUUUGACUUGAUACACUGUUAUUAUUAUGUCCCCAAUUAAUCAUAGGUACAGUAUUGGUUUCUUACUAUGUCAGCAUUGAAUACCAGAUUUGUCCAUAUAUGGCCUUUAAAUGUCUGCAUGCGGUUUAACGUCACCUUCUUUGCUUUAAUUUAAGACCUGACAACUUUGCUAACAUCAGUGAAGUUUUGAACAUUAUAGUGCUGGUAUAAUAUUAGUAGAGCAUCCUGGAAAAAUACAUAAAAAUAUAUUUUAUGUAUUUUAAGAUUAUAUUUAACCCCACUUUCCCAAUUCUUCAGGCAGCUUACAAAUCAGUAAAAGGCAAGAAAAAUAAAACCCAAUUAAAACUAAGCAUACUAUUAACCACACUAAAGUGACAAUAAAUACUAAAUUCAGCUGCAGCAAAGCCAUAAGCAGCCCCAAAAGGAAAGCAGUUUGGCUGUUGGGACAGUGCAUUCCAAGACUGGGACAUGGGGGUCAGAGAGGUGAUCAGUUUCUUCAGUGAACAUGCUGCAAAAAAAUACUGUUGUGGGAAUGGACCACUAAUGGACUCCAUGUUUUAUUGUUUCGUAUAUUAAUUGAAAUAUUUAUAUCCUGCCUAUCCAACUCACAAUGAAAGCAGCGCCAUAAUUGAAGAACAAUCACACUGUGACCUUAAAAAGCAACAAAAACAGUACAGCAGCUGGUAACCAGCAGUAUACUUUUCAGCAGUGAGAUUUAGGAAUGAGCCAAACUAUAAGCAUGCCAGAAUAAAAAAUGUGUUGGCCUGAAGCCCACAAAGAAAGGGAACAAUGUGAUCUUGUGGACUAGGGAGUUGUACAGCCUGGCUUUGAUAAUUCUCCUGUGUCUUCACCAAGAUUUUUAUCUAUUUAUUUAUUUUUGCUGGGUAUGUUGUUUCUGAAGACAAUUCAAGCCGUUGGUAUUAAGCUAUGAGUCUGUCAUGGCUUCGGAACCAGGUACUUUAAGGACUGCUUUAUGAGUACCAAGCUAUAUGGAAGUUAAGAUCCUCUACUGAGUUCCUUCUCAGAGUGCCACCGCUGUUGGCAACAAAGGUGGUGAGUGCCCAGAGUGUAUAAUUCCCUCACAGAGGAGUUCGUCUGGCUGUCUUUAAGACUGGCAGAUGAAGGUGGGGGCAAGGGGUGCGGUCCACCCCGGGUGCCAUCUGGGGGGGUGUCAUCACGUCUGCCCCCGCCCCCCGGAAGUUUGGCGCUUGCUGCGCACCACUGGGACACUCGCCACUUGCCAUGCACGUCCUGGAACGUGUGCAGCUUGCCAUGCACCUCCCCCCCAAGGGCAGCGUGCCAUGCCCCCUGGGACGCAUGCCAGCCACGCUCCCAGAUGUACGCCACUCCCGGUGCCGGAUAUAUAUGAAUGAAUAGGAGCAGCCCACCCAUGAGGCAAGGUGCCAUGACCACCUCAGACAGCAGGAUCCACAGGGGCAGCUGAUAUGGCCUCCAAGGAAUGCAUCACUUGCUGAUACUGUGGUGGCGACAGAAGCAGCAGCAGCUGCAGCGUGCUCCUUGGAGGUUGAAUCUGCUACCUCCUCACCUUCCUAAUACCAUCUCUCUUCUUAAUGUCGCAUCUACAGCAGCCACAUGGUGGAUUGGAGACACUGCUAGUCUCCUUCUCCCACACCUGUUCGAGAUGUAAAUCUUUAUUCCCCCUGAUGUAGAUCUUCACUCACUCCUUCUUCCCUGGCAUGGAGGCUGAACAUUUUGUGGUCUGCCUCAGGUGCCAAAAUAUCUUGAGCCAGUCCUGUAUAUGACUGUAAAGUGAGCAGUUAAGUUGCACGACAACUGGCCCUUUUACAUUAAGGUUACCAGUUUUUUUCUAAUGAAUCCAGGGACACUUUUCAACUUCAAUGGAUUUUGUCAAGGGACUGAUUUGUAAAUCUGGGGACUGUCCCCGGUAAACAGGGAUGUCUGGUAAUCUUAUUGUACAUACUCCCGAGGUUUCAUGGAGAGUGUGCACAUAAUCUGUCCAUGAAGAAGGAAGUGUGCACAUUUCCCCAACACACUUUAGAAAAUGUGCAUAUAUUGAUGUUAUUAUGUACAUUUUCUGGUCAUUAUGCAUAAUCCCCAAUUAGCCAUUAUCUGGGCUGUUUCUGCCCCACAGACUAAUCUUAUAUGGUCCUCAACAUAUCCUCAGUCCAGUCUACUUUUCACCAUUCUCAGCAGUUCUCCAGUCAGCUGAGCAGCGAAACAGGGAUGGAAUUGCAGGAAGAGGAAAGCUUAAUAUCUUCCCUGCCCCUUCCACCAUAUUGAUAGAAAUUGCUCCCCUACGCUGCUAUUAAGCUCAGGAAAAUGUUGAAUAGCAGCAUAGGGUCAGUAAUCAUUGGAAUCACAGGGGAGGGAAAAGUUAAUUAGUUGAGAAAGGCUUGCCAUGCAAAGAAAAAAGAGCUGGGAGAGAAAGAAUGUGAAGUACCAGAAUUCUCAUGGGAAGGAAAGUGGAGGCAACACUGAAUUCUCUGAGGAAUCAACAGAAGCUGCUGCCAAGUAAUAGGAAUUGUUAAUGUUGAUUCUGCUAAGCAGGGAUGCUUUCACAAGAGCACUUGAAAAAAUAAUCUUGCACUAAGUGUGAUUGCCCCCUGAAAGAGAAAGCAGCUCAUCAUUGUGAACUCUUCUGUGGCAUCAGCCUGUAACCCUUUUCAUGUAAUAGUUUCUCCAUACUAGGUAUGGGGAAGCUGUGGCCCUCCAGAUGUUGCUGGCCACCAGUUCCCAUCAACCCCAGCCAUACAUGGCCAAUAGUCAGAAAUGAUGGCAGUAGUGUAGCACCCUGCUUGUGGUUAACGCUUAGCUGGAAUGAAAUAUUCAACACAGCAACAGAGAAAUUAAAAUAAUAAUUUAUUUGUCAGACAAAUAAAUGAGAGACACAGUGGUAUAUGGUUACCAAAGCUCUGCCCACUCCAGCCCUGAUGGCCAGCACUUAUAUUUCCUCAGCCCAGCCCCCUUGCUCCUCCUUUGGCUGCCUCUGUCCAAUCAGCCUGGUUGAAAUUCCUAUUGGCUGUUUGCUAGAACCAAUCAUAAAAGAUACACCCAUUUCCUAUUACCUUUUAUGGGAGACAAAGAGCUAUAUUUCCUUCUAUCCAUAAAUGGCAGACAAGUAGCCAUAUAUCUUAUAUUUGCCUCGACCAGGCACCUUAAUUACCAGAUAACCUUUUUGCUCUAUUGCCCUAUUAACCUAUUGCCCCUUCACUCCAAAACAGAUGGCUAAAACAGAUGGCUCAUGGUAACAGAGAUCUUGGGUUCACAUUCUCACACACCAUCAAUGAAAUAAGAAUCUAACAUAAGAAUCUAACAUUUCUUACUUUCUAAAUCCUUUGCAUAAUUACAUUUAAGCCAAUAUAUUUCAUACAUUAACAUAGAUAGAUUUUUAGAAGGAAAGGCCUUUGCAAAGUAAAAAAGGAACUCAGUAGAAAACAGCUUCAGAGAGAAGCCUCUUCAGUUUACAACUCCCUUUUCCCAGCCAGCUGCUGUUCCUAUUAGCUCUUGCCCUUUAACCUUAUGAAAAUAUGACUCGAGUCUAAUGGGAGGCACAUGGUAUUAUUUUCUAAUAAACAAUAAAUUUUACUAUUUACCAACUCUUAAUUAGUGUUUUUGCAGCUUGAUUGUAUUCUGUAAUUUGUAGGGUCAAUGUAACCUUUGCUCCCAGCCUGUAUUUCCCUUUUACAACUUCGAGAAACGUGUCUCCUGUUACUGCUAUAAAUCAGGGGGGCCUUAUUCAAGGAGAUAAACAACUGCCAAAGUACUUAGCCAGCUGCUUUAUGCCGGGCAUAAAACAUACAAACAUUUAUAAAUAUAUUUUUUAAGCUCAUUUUAAAAUGCAGGCCUUGAUCAGAUGCCUCAGUAGAAGUUCAACAAUAGCUGGAGGACCACUGUUUCCCCACCCCUGAUGCAGGAGAAGAUGGUCCUUCAAGUAACCUAAUCCCAGGCUAUUUGGUUUAUUGAUUUAAAGGUACUAACAAGCACUUCGAAUUGGGUUCAGAAAUGAACUGGUAGCCAGUGCAGAUGGAACAGCAAUGGAGUCAAAUGGAGGAUGUGACUGUGUUCUGCACUGAUUGCUGGUUUGCUUCAGAGACAAAUCCACUGCAGGGACGUAUAACAAAGCUCCAGUGGCCUCAUUUGUCUUGCAAAAAUGUCAUGAAAAGGUGGUGAUGGUACCACCUUACGGUACCACCAGGUGUGGAAAUCCAGCUGUCUGAGAACAUUGGAGGCGGGGAGGAAGCACCUGCCGAGGGAAUAUUUCUAACCUCUCCCUUCCCUUUUAUUCUUUAUCCUAUUCUUUGAAAAGGAAAAGGCAUUGUCCAGGCAUGGCUAUUCAUAGCUUUAUCUGUAGUUUGUCCCACAGUAUGCUAAAUACAUGAUGGGUGUGUGUGUACACACACACAAACUCUGGCAACCCUUUGUGUACUGCGCUGAAUAUUUCCAGCACUAUCCCCAACUUUCGAUGUAUCGCAUGGAACAUUUUUGCACCAUCACAUUACAUUUGCAACAACAGCGGUAGGAAAUAAAGUAACACACUUGGAGCAGUGAUAUGUGAGAGGCUUCCAGGCCUACAGUGCCAGGUUGCUCUGUAAAUCAUUUUGACCCAUGUCACUUGAGCAAGUAAGAAAACACAGGGCGAGUCUGUAUACUUCUUCUUUUUUUAAGCCAAUGUAAUCAAGACUACAAGCUCUGUGUCAAUCUAAUGGCUUGUCUAAGAGAGAAGCAAGAUGCUUUGUACACAUUUUCACACACCAUCCUGUAAUCCUAUGGAAGUGUCUCUCUGCUGAAUUGACUUUAGGUUAGCUUUGACUGAUAAUCUUCCUUCUUGCAGAAGCCUAUCUGCUUAGCAAGUCUGUUCAAAGGCGGGUCAACUGCUGUCAAAAUUUCAAAAAUCCAUUGUCACAGUACCAUGUCUGGGUAUUAGCAUAAAUGUGGCUUGUGAUUACAGGCCUAUAACCCACUUUAGCUAAGUAGUUAUAUUGUUAAUUUUCAGGGCUUACCUCUGCUUAAAAACCUCCAAUGAAGGAGAGCUCACCAUCUUCAAAUGGAGUCCAUUCCACUGUUGAAUAGUUCUUACUGCCAAAAGUUCUUCCUGAUGAUGAGUCGUGAUCUCCUUUUGCAACUUGAAUCUAUUGGGUCCUAGCCUCAGAGCAGGAGAAAACAAGGUUGCUCCAUCUUCCAUGUGACAGCCCUUUAGAUAUUUGAAGAUGGUUAUCAUAUCUCAAUCUCAAUCUCCUUUUUUCCAGGCUAAAUAUACCCAACUCCUUCAACCAUUCCUCAUAAGGCUUGGUUUCCAGACCCUUGAUCAUCUUGGUUGCGCUACUCUGCACAUGUUCCAGCUUGUUCAUAUCUUUGUUAAAUUUGGGGGCCCAGAACUGGACCCAGCCUCCAGAUGUGGUCUGACCAAGGCAGAAUAGAGUGGGACUAUGAUUUCAUUUUUAAGCCAUAUAGCUCUCAAAUAAGCAUGGCCUAUGUUUUUCAGGGCUUUUAUCUUUGUGCUUUUCUUUCUUUCUUUCUUUCUUUCUUUCUUUCUUUCUUUCUUUCUUUCUUUCUUUCUUUCUUGUCAUCCACACUUCUGUUUGCCCCAAUGCUUUCCCUUGGGAAAAGCUGCAGUUUAGCACUGAAUUGGAACAAAUGGCAAUAAGGUUUCCGCUGAUUGCUACUUGUUCCAGUUUAACACCAAAGACCAGAUUUUCUUUGGGAAAAUGACAGAACAAAGGCCAAAUUGCUCAGACCUGUACCUAGAAAGCAUGGAAUAAGCGGAAAACCACUUGGACUCGUGUUUUCUAAGCACGGGACAAACGAAAGCAUCAAUGAGCCCUUUCUUUCGCUACUAGUAUGAUAAUCUCUGGACGUAACAUCUGACUUGUUGCCACUUCUGUGGCCUUUCAUACCUGGAAGGUUACUCUUUUGGUAGCAAGUGUCAUCCAGUGGGCCAUAUAUGAGCUGUAAUUCCACAUACAUGGAAAAGAAGCUAAUGAUAUUCAAGUUCACUAGCAGCAUCUUAAGCAAUAAGGAACUUGGUUUUACAGCAUGAGGCUAGAGAACUGAAAAGAGUCAGCCUGUAAGCAUUUCUUUAGUACAAUAAAACACAACUGCCGGGCCUUGGCAAAAACGGACUCUUGUGAGCACUAUUAUAAGAUAGAGUUAAGCCACACAGGCUUCAUGUAUCCGAUUCUUCAGAAAUCCCCUACAGCUCAGAACAUUUCUCUUAUCUUGCUUUACUUACAAAGGCCGUGUUCCCAGAUGUGGGGAAAUUGAACAUAUUGGUAGGCUGCACAGCACAGCAAGCAGAGCAACCAAUAUGUGCAUUGCUCUGCCACAGUGAAAUUAAUAGGACAGAAUAGGUCUGCCUGCCUGUGUGGCACAGAGAUGCACAACUCUGUUUAUCUCUGUGGUUGCUCAUUGUGUGCGGGUGUUAGUACAAAUAGGAGGGGGAGUGUGGCAUAUGGGUCAGAGCAGGACAAUUUGGGCCCAUUGCCAUGACUGGAAUAGGCUCUGAAUAGGCCCUUUUAAUGGGUUGAAAGGUGUAUACUUUAAAAACUAGAAAUCUCUCUCUCUGUGUGUGUUCAGUUGGGUUUGGGCAGCGCCACAUUUAGGUGCUGAGCUGAGGGGGCACAAAAUUAUGAUGAUGAUAUCACCUAUAUUUGUACAGGUCAUACUGAGAAGGUCCAUAAAAAGCAGCUGUACCAAAAAUAAUUAUUGUGAAAAUAAGGAAUAUUGGGGGGCACCCAAUUUUUUUCUUGCACCAUAUUAUCAGAGUCUGGUCCUGGUUUGUGAUUUGUCAGUUGAUCCAAAAGAGCUGCAUGGGGGAGGAGAGAGAGAGAGAGAGAGAGAGAGAGAGAGAGAGAGAGAGCUACCUGUGCAUUUUAAUGGAGAUAUUUCAGUUCCUAGAGUUACACCAGCUUGACUCAGUGUUUCCAGCGUGACCAAUCGCAGAAUACAUUCUAAUAGACCACAGUUAGGAGCUGCUCUGUUAGGUGAAAUAAGCAGAAGGAGCUGCAAAAUUCAACAUGGUCCCUUGACUUUAAAUCUUGUGAUUGGAUUUGUUUUCAAAAGUCAACAACUGGAGGGCCACGGGUCCAGUGUUUUAAUACAAUUCUGCAGAGAGACUCUGGAAAAGUUUCCAAAACAAGCACAAUGACUUGUCUAUGGUUGCAAAGGAAGUUUGUGAUAGAGUAUGGGCCUGAAACCAUUUCUUUUCUGCCCAAGGGAGAAGCUUGCUCCUGUUUUGCUGGUUGCUGUAGUUGAGAGCCUGACAGCACCCUUAAGACUAUUUGGUAAUGAUUCAUUGUCUUGUGAGUCAGCUUCCAUAUUAAGCAUAGAUCACUAAGGCGAUAUUUCCAUUGAACGUGUUCCAAAGCUGCAAUAAACCAUUUUGGCAGAACUUCUAAUGGCUCCAGUGCCCCUUGGCACCAUUUGAGGCUCCUAAGUUAAUUAGGCCCUGCUUGUGCAUUUUUACAACUGAGAGAAAAAGUGUGGUGCAGAUUUCAGUGCAGGCGCUUGGUGGCAGUGCUGUUAAAAUAUCCAUUUGUGCUGAAGUGGAACACUGUGGUUCAAAGCUGUCAGGAUUUUUCCACGCUCAGUAGGAGGAUGCCAGGAAACGAAGAAAGUAACCUCGCCCACCUCAUCACACCCCAGCUAAGCAACUUUCCCUUUCCUCUCCAUAUGUUCUGACAAUUUGCAUUCACAUUUGCCAGAUACAUUGUGUUGGUGUAUUCGCAACCUUGGAACCUCGGCGGCUUUGCUCCUGCCUUGCUAAGGAUUUAAUAAGUUGACGGUUGCAAAAUCUCUUGGACCCAGCCAUUUCCCUAGCAUGGCUUUAAUGAUGACAACCACUGUGCCUGUUUGGAUCCAACUGCCUUGUGCUUCAGGGUUUUAAAGACCAGAUGUCCCUUCUCUGUGUGUGUCACAUUCUUUUAAAAAUCUGGCCAUAAUUGGAGCUGUGUUUGGUAUGCUGAAAAAUCUGCCACUUACUUUGAUGCCUAAUGAGAACCAAGUCCUUAGGAAGCCUGAUGGAUGGAGUGACGGAAAGCAUGGGAAAACUUAAUUCCAUAAUUUGAGUAUUAUUUUCUUUUUAUUGAUGACAUCCUAUGUUCUCUGGGUGGCACAGCUAAAUAUGGCUAGGAUACAAUAUGGAAAAUAAAAUAAAUCACAAUUACCGUUUAAGACACAGCCCAGCAGAGAUUAAGCAACACAAUUAAGCAUGAAUAAGUCCUUAAAAAUUUAAAGGAUACACUAAUAAAAGUAGGAUGGUGGUGGGUGUGCAAUUGAAUUCCAAUCUUCAGUGAUACCACACAAAAUAAUUUGGACCCAGAAUUAGAUAGAUCCCCAAAUACUUAUUAGGAUAUAUCACAAGCAGAGAACAGGAGCGAGUAAAUGAAGUCAUCAUGAGAAUAAUAAAAAGAAUCAUUGUGUAUGUUGGCACCCUUUUUUCUCUAGUUCAGCUUUCCCAUGCAAACAAUUAGCUUUGUGCAAGAUGUACGUUUGGGUGGAUCAAAAGCUGUUGUGUUAUUUUGCACAGGAUUCAAACAGGGCAGGAUGGAAAGUUAAAAUGCCUCCCAUCAAAUGCUGCAAGCAAUUUAAAAAAAAAAAAAAAUUGAAGGAGCCACAGUCCAAAUACAUAGGUAUAGGUACAUGAUUCUUGUUUCCCUUCCUCACAUGAAAAAUGAAGAGAUGGUAGACAUUAGCUUUUCAGUAAGAAGACAGCAGUUCUCUGCACCUUUCUCAGCUGCUAUUACACCUACAGGUUCUUUACAGCUUUCAAGGACAUUGUUGUACAGGCUACAAUUUGCUCACAUUUCCUUCACAGCUGUGACCAUGAGAAGCCCUCUUAUUCCUCUGACACUCUUGAGAAUAAGGGCCUUUCCAGAUGGUUGUUUAAGAAGAGGAUGCUAUUCUUCAGUAAGAUAUUUAUGCUAGACCUACUCUAGAAGUGGCUGUGUGGUGUCCCAGUUUCCAUGCAAUGAAGGGAAGGGCAGCCUUGUUGCAGAAGUUAGCGAUGCUUAUGCUUGCAAACAAGGUAGAUGUGCUCUUUGUUUUCAAGAUGAAGGAUACACACACAAUUGAAAGGAUGGUGCUGAAAAAAGAAAUGAGGUAUUCUGAAAAUGGAACUGGCUAGCAGGUGCUCCUCAGUUUUUCUAAAACAUAUACUUAAAAAGCUGUCCGAGUGUAAUCAUCACCAUCAUCAAUAAAACAGCCAUUUUUAAAAGGUACGGAAUGCUGUGGGAUUGGGAGGAAAAGAUACAAUGGAGAACUUUGUAUGUUUUACAGCAUUGGCUGUCCAUCUAUAGAAUUCAUUAAAAGAGAUAUAUAAAUAAGACAACAGGCCUAAACAAUUUUCAACUGCAGGGUUUGUUGCACAAAUCACUUCCUUUUGGUAUCGUAAAAAGGAGAUGAGAUGGCAAGCUGUAAGCACAUGAUUUAUGAAAAACCAAAAACCAAAUAUAUGCACUGCAAUAUGUAUUCAUGAGCUUAGGCAAUGCCCUUGGUAAAGGCAGGUGCUCUCUCUUUCCCAGGGAAUCCUCCUGUACUCAAGGCUGGAAGCCAGCUGUGCUGAUGGCAGAAGGGGCACUGAUCCAAGGUUAGGUUGCCAGGCUGCAAGAUGGGGAUCACAUUUAUCUCUUUCACAAAUCCACAGCUGUGAAAAGAAAGCUAUGAAAAUUGAAGAUAUUGAGUGCAGUAUUCAACUAAGUUGACUGAUUUAACUUAAUGAACAUGACUGUGUUAGGACUACAGAUUUCACUAGGUCUGCUCUGAGUGCAACUUAGUUGACUACCACCAUAAAGCAGUACAUCUAGUUCCUUAAAGUAUGAGUCAAGGAACCAGAAAAUGGAGCAAAAGAAUCCCACACCUUAGCAUUCUCUUCUAGUUUUGAUGGCAAAUAUUCCUUGUUUGUUUAUUGGCUGUAUGCAUGUUCUCCAAACAUUUACUGAAUAUCUUAGGCAUCCACAUUUGAUGUACAAAUAUUUGCAAGGUUUGACAGUUCUCUGUUGGCUGAUGUGAUCAGCAUUUGAUAGCAUAUUUUUUAUUAAUAUUUUUUAUUAGUUUUCAUUUAUAAAAAUCCAAUAAAAGCCACAUUAAUACAACACCAAAUUAUAAUACAAUUAAAAAAGCCAAUUAUCCAAUACCAAAUUAAACUAUUUUGAAUGACUUCCCGUGUUCUGGAUUUCAGGGAAUUAUGUUCUUAUUUCGUCCUGCUCCAAUACUUUUAGUUAGUCCAAAUACGACAGUUCCGAUCUUGAGCCUUUAUUUUAACAGCCACUGAUCUGAUCUGAUGGCUUUCAUCCGCAUUUGAUAGCAUCUUACAUGCAGUAGCAGACAGCAUCUGACAUGUAGCUGUCAGCAGCUGUCAAUAGCUGUCAACAGACAUGCAGUAGCAAUUAGCAUUUGGAAGUAAUUUCAAUAGUUAAUUUGCAACAACACAUUUUAGUUAAUUAGUUUACUAAUUAAAAUUAAAUUAAUCAAAACAAAUUAAUGUAACAAAUAACAAAUUUCAACAUCAAAAUAUCAUUGUUGAAAUUUGAAAAUUAAGCAGAUUUUGAAAUUUUGCUAAAUAUAGUAUGAGCUCUAGCGGAAAGUACCUGAGCUCAAAGCCUGGGGUUGUAUCCAAUCCUAGUUCUAUUCAGAGUUUAACUAUCAUAGGAUCAUAGAAUUGCAGAGUUGGGAGGUACAAUAAGGGUCAUUUAGUCCAGCCCCCUACAAUGCAGGAAUCCUGCCCACAGCCAUCCCUGGAGUGGGCAUGAACCACCAAUCCUCUGAUUUAAAAUCUUUAAGACCUAAAAAAAAAGUUUUUAAGGCUGUUCUUGAAUUUUUUUAUAUUGGCUAAGUCGGUUUAUAACUGAUGUGCAUUUAUUGUACUGCUGUACUGUAAUACUAAUUUUUGAAAGCCAGUUUGCCAGGAUCUUGUCCUAAAAGGUGGAAUAUAGAUAGGUCCAUUAAUUUCACUAGGUCUACUCUGAGCAGAACUUAUUUAGUGAUGACCCUUUACCUUUUUCUUUACCACUAACAGCCAACUCCUUACCAGUCAUACCCUUCUUAAGUCUUCGUCCCUGGCUUGAAUGUGCACUUGAACCCUGUUAAUGCCUCUUCAUUGCCUGGCUGGAGGACAGAGCAGGGUGUAUGAGUGUGUGUGGAAACCAGCCUCCAGCACAAAUAUAAGAUUUACAUGCAUUGCUUUGCCCACUUGCCUCUGGCCCUGGAUGCCACUGGCACGUGGCCCCCAGAAGGUGGGCCAGAAGAGAAUGUGACUUUUGAGCUGAAGAAGGUUCUCUACCCCCUGGUAUACAGGAUUGCAGAGGCGUAGUUGGGGGGGCAUUGUGCACUGGGUGCCACAUCAUGGGGGGCGGCGCUUACCAUGGGGCCUGCAGUGUGCUCAAGCCAUGCGUCCCUCCUGGGUGUGAUGUGGUGGUUCAGGUGCCUGCAGGCUCCACACUGACUGAAACAGCAGUAUGGGGCUUGCGUCUGCCCACCGCCUCCCCCUCAGCCACCCUACAGCUGAAGGGGAGGUGGCAGGCGGACUCCUUGGAGGCUCCGUGGCGUGUCCUGCUCCAUUGCGCCCCACUCCAUGGGCGGCUUGCCCCACCUCCAGGCACCUUAACAGCUAGCUAUGCCACUGCAGGAUUGCUCUGCCUGACCAUAAAAAGUUGUGCACCAAAUAAGCUAUGUACUACUGGCCAUUAAAGCACACACACACACUUCACUUUUGCACCUAAAAGUACUCUGGUUGGGGAAAUCCUGUGCUGGAGAAAAGGGAUAGCAACACUAAGUUAAUGUCCAAUAUGUAUGUGUCAUGGUCCUAUUUUUGAUGGUUUCUUCUUGUCUUCUAACAGGUGACUUUCUAGACCAUGAAGGGGCUUGCCAGACUGAUUUUCCCACUCAUUCUUGUGCUGAUUUGUGAGGUGAAUGGACAGAGGCGCAAGCCUGGAAGAAAGCGUGCUACUCCUCCACCCUCUGAACCAGUUGAACCUACAGAAUUGCCUCCGCCUCUGCCACCUGGACCUCCCUCAGUUUUCCCAGACUGCCCUAGAGAAUGUUUCUGCCCUCCAGAUUUCCCUUCAGCCAUUUACUGUGAUAGCCGCAACCUGAGAAAAGUGCCCAUUUUCCCACCCAGGGCCCAUUAUAUCUACCUGCAGAAUAACUUCAUUGAUGAGCUUCCUGAGGAGUCCUUCAAGAAUGCCACAGAGCUGAGGUGGAUUAAUCUGGAUAACAACCGCAUCGCAAAGGUGAACAAGAAGGUGCUGGAUAGUUUGGAAAGCCUUAUGUUCCUGUACAUGGAGAAGAAUCAUCUUAGGGAAGUACCCAACAAUUUGCCUCCCAAUCUGGAACAACUUCGGCUGAGCAGGAACCGGAUCUCUAAGAUCCCUGCUGGUGUAUUCAACAAGCUGAACCACCUCAUCCUCUUAGACCUUCAUCACAAUGAGCUGAAUGAUGGAAACUUCAACAAAAAUACUUUCAAGGGGCUCAAGAACCUCAUGCAGCUCAACUUAGCUCACAACAGGCUACACAAGAUGCCACCUUCGGUUCCCAAUGCAAUCCACCAGCUCUUCCUAGACGAGAAUCAAAUCGAAGACAUCCCCAACAACUACUUCAAAGAUUUCCCUAACUUGGCGUUCAUUAGGCUUAACUACAACAAGCUCUCCGACAAAGGACUGCCCAAGAAUUCCUUCAACCUCACUAACUUGCUGGUGUUGCACUUGGCAUACAACAACCUCACCAACAUCCCCUACAUCAACUCCAAGCUGGAGCACCUCUACUUGAAUAACAAUUCCAUUGAAAGUGAGUCAGCAGAGAUCUGCAGGUGGCUAGGCCUACAGGAGAACAUGUGGCAGAACCCCAGAGUCGGACACGACUGGCCCGUACGGGCAGGGGUACCUUUACCUUUACCUUUACCUUAGGGAUGCGGGUGGCGCUGUGGGUAAAACCUCAGCGCCUAGGACUUGCCGAUCGUCAGGUCGGUGGUUCGAAUCCCCACAGCGGGGUGCGCUCCCGUUGCUCGGUCCCAGCGCCUGCCAACCUAGCAGUUCGAAAGCACCCCCGGGUGCAAGUAGAUAAAUAGGGACCGCUUACUAGCGGGAAGGUAAAUGGUGUUUCCGUGCGCUGCGCUGGCUCGCCAGAUGCAGCUUGUCACGCUGGCCACGUGACCCGGAAGUGUCUUCGGACAGCGCUGGCCCCCGGCCUCUUAAGCGAGAUGGGCGCGCAACCCCAGAGUCGGACACGACUGGCCUGUACGGGCAGGGGUACCUUUACCUUUACCUUACAGGAGAACAUGUGGCAGAACCAAGCUACCUAAGAAUGGUCAUCAAGGCCACUCCAAGACAUUUUGCUUCCUGAGGUGAAGCAGCAAAUGGUGCCCAAGUCAAGAUAUAUAGUGCCCAUACUUUUUAUCUGAGGCAGAAAAUCUAGCCAAUGCUUUUGGGCCAUACACUUUUGGGCAAAGCCCGUGUCAGUUCAUAGGACAGGUGUCAUCCCACAGACUGCGCAAGCACAGUCAUGGGAAUAACAAAGCCCUUACUACCCCCAGAUGUUUGUGCUGCUGGAGCUCCCACCACCUGCUGCCUUGAUUGAAAACAUCUGCAGGAGAGCAGGAAUGCAGAAUCCUUUCCAGAAAUUCUAAGCAAGCAAAGGAAACAAUAAGCCAUGAAACAACCGGCCCAAGUGCUAUUUCCACUCCCCCUCACUUUGCUUUAAACUUUUGGCACUCUGGAAGAGCAGUGGGUUAGGCCAAUGAAGCCAACUUAUACAAUGGGCUCCAAAGAGAGAAAAUGUAGUUAAAUUCUGAGUAACUUUAUUCACAUCUGGCAGCUCAAGGCAAAAACAUUUCAUUUGAACCAGGCUAGCUCAUUGAUGCAACAUUUAUGACUACCGUGCUCAACAGAACACAGGCAGGAUCUAAGACUAAUGAUUCUUGUGUUAAAAUUACAAGUUUUUGUUUUAAAUUCAUAACUUAGAUUCACACGCCUUGGAGUCUCUAGUCUAAGGUUAUCCUAAGGUCACACUUUACAUCUUUUAUUAGCAAGUACAAAGGCUAGAGACCUACUUUUAGAAGCAGGGAAAUGUGGAGCUCAGAUUUAGGGGCUUCUUCUUCUUAACCCCACAGCAUUCAAGUUGACACUUAGCUUGGAUAUCACCUAGAAAAUGCAAUGGGACUUGCCCCGUUUCAGGAGGCACUCCCAAACUUCUUAACCCCUUGGGGAGUUUUCUCAGGAUUAAGACCUAAAGGGUUUUAAAAUUUCUUUUGAACAGAUAAGCAUGUGUUUCACAGCAUCAGUUGUUCCAUCUGUGCAGUAAGGAUAAAAGCAUUUUGCACAGCAGGGAUGUGAUACUUGUGGGUGCAGAUAUUUUACUAAAUGGUAAUGGGGUCUCAUUAGUGCUUCAGUUUGAGGGUACUAAUUACUUCAUUAGUUACUUUCAGUUAGAGAUGCACUCCAGCAAAAGACAUCACCACCCUUGCCCUUUGCUCUGCCUAGGUUGCUACAUGAGGGAAAAUAUAAUAUAAGGAGAAUCAACCUUUUGGGGACUGUGUAGGUGGUGUUCAACUAAGUUUACUCAGAGUAGAACCACAGAAAUUAAUGACAGGAAAUAAGUUUAAAUGGGUCUACUGUGACUAAAAUGUUAUUGACUACCACCCAGUGGGUACAUUUUGAACUUUAAGGAAGGGCCAUGGGUGCCAGUCACAAAAUGGCUGCCGUCAGGAUGUGGCAUAACAAGAAAUGGCUGCCACUCCUCAAAGAGCAGAAAAAGAGAAGCACUUUGCACCUCUCCUCUGCUCAAAUUGGAUAGGAAGGUGGGUGUCCAAGCAUGACAGAUAAUGAAAUGUUGGCAUGUUUAAUUGGCAAUGUAAGAGAGGCUAAGCCAGUGCAGACAGGAACUGAUUAGGAAGAGCCAACAUCUCUCUUAUGUUGUGAGUUUUUUUAAUGGGUUAGGUACAAAGGCCUUUUGCAGACACCAUAGGAGGUACUGGUGGGCACACUGGUGACCAUGGGCACCAAGUUGGUGACCCCAUCCUAGCCAUGCCCCCUAAUAUUCUCAAGAUAACUGAAACAAUAAAAGAAGAAAUGGCAUGGAUAUAAUCCUUAGCUUGUGCCAUGGCAUGAAAUAUAAACUGUUUGCACUGAGAUUCAAGUGCACAUAUGGUUCAUGAUUUAGCAACAGGAAGCAAAUUCUGAUUCAUGAACUCUUAUAAUUAAGAUUGCUGUUAAUCAUAAUUGCAUUGCUUAUAAUGUGCAAUGCCUUGGAGCCAAGCAUGGCUUUUUACCAACCUCUUUGCCUUACAUCCUCAGCUGGUUCCCUUAAAAAGGUUUUCCCCCCUCUCUCUUAAUAAUAGGUGCCACCCCUACCCUGGCUUCUCUAGGAAGGUGGAAAUAUAUCAGCUUGCUUCUGUUAUAUAUUUUUAAAGCCCAGGUAUCUGGCUUUCAGAAGCAUAAGCACAGGAAAGCAAUUGAUCAAAUGAAGGCUUUGUUGUGCUAUGAACAAGUUCCAAAUCUGAUGCAAGGUUUGCCACAUUGUUCACGUUGCAUAGCUUAAAAAAAAAAAAGCUGGCUCAGGGUGGGAGUUGGAUGGGGACUGUGGCUUCAUUAGUCUCUGCCAUAGUCCUAAUGAGAAUUGGACCCCCCCCUUCUCUCUCUCUCUCUCUCUCUCUCUCUCUCUCUCUCACACACACACACACACACACACACACACACACACAUACACCAUGAGUCUGAUACUUGCAAUGCCAACAACCCCCUGAUCCUUUGUCUAACAGGCUUGUUGAAAUCCCCAAGUAGAGUCAAAGGUGGCUUGUUGAUAUCUAAAUCCCAUGCCAUUGACACAGAGGAGGAAAGAAGCAUAUGUAAACAUAAUUUUACUAACCACCACUACCAGUACUCCAGGUUGGCUUUGCCUAAACAUGGUACAAAAGAGUAUUAGACUUUACUCUUACUCAGUACUUUCACCAGUGAUGUGUGCCUUUGGAUAAUUGAUCAGACUUCAGGGAAGUGUUAUAAAGAGGGUGGGGGCAGAGCCAGUCAGGGCUAGGGAUGAAUAAUAUUGUAACCUAAAUAAGAGUAAAUGUCUGCUAAGCAACAGAUAAAUUAACACCUAAAAACUGGGCCUUUUAAGAAAGGCUGUAGUAGUUGGCUACUUGAUAACCAGCCUUCUGUAUAGCCCUCUGAGCACUAGGGAUUCAGGUAUGACCAACACUUUGGGCCUCCAGAUAUUGCAGAUUACAAUUUCCAUUAGUCUUGAUUGUCACACUGGCUGAGGCUGAUGGAGUCUGGGAACAUUUGGAGGAGCAUAGGUUAGUGAUCCCUGAAUUACAGAAUACUUAAGGUUCUUUGAAGAAUAGACCAAAGGAAGAGGUUGGAUGUUUUCCUCCUUAAAUAAUGGCCUACUUUGUUAGUUAGGUUUUUUUAAAAAACAACAACUGUUUCCCCCCUUUAAAUAAUGUUAGCCAGUAUUUAUAAAUCACAAUCAGCAAAGGCCCAGUAACUUGUUUAUUUUCUCUUCAUAACAUCGCCAGCGAGGGAGCCAUUUGAAUAGUUUCAUUUUACAAUAAUAAUACGGAUGCGAGUCUUCAUUAGCCUGAGGCCAUCUAGUGUUAUGUUUGAGCAGGUCUUUGGAACCUAGAAGUGGAACAACACUGUUCUGUUGAUAUAAUGCUGCUGCUGCUGCUUAUCAUCACCAUCUCAGUGGCACUGAAUGUCUCUUACCAAAAGUAACUUGAAGGGUAUGCAAGAUCCCCUGUAGAAAUACAUGUCUGUGUUGUUGGUAUGGUAGGACUCAGAUGGCAGAGGUGCAUAGGAGGGCAGUGGGGGCCUCGGAGCAGAGUUCCGGGUCUUCCUAAGCCUCUUCCUUCUCUCCUCCCCCCCCUUUUUGCCCAGAAUCAGAGCUGCUCAGUGACAAAUGCAGACUGAUUCCAAGGCUUAACCUGCAGAGAGACCCAGUGGCCAGUUUGUCUUCCAUAUGGGAAACUGAGUGCAAGUUUCUCAGUUUUCUCCGUGUGGUUCACAACGAGCAAAACUUGUAUUGCUUACCUAAAUGCAUCCCAUCACUUUAGCAAUCAAUAGUUAUACAUGAAUGAAGUCACAUAUCCGUACCAAGCAUUUAGUUACAUCUUUACAUCGGAUCUGCUUUAAGAUUGGAAUGUACAGAUUGCAAUAUUGUGUACUAGUCUGAAUAUGCUAAACACCAAGCUGUGUUACAUUAAUCCCUUUUCUAAGCAGCCUUGGAAUGUGACAUUCACCCUUUUCUAACAUGUUAUAUCUAUGUGCAUUUAAAGCUAUGUUCACUUUUGUGGUGUGGGUACACACAACAGCAUUGUUGCCAACCUCUUUUGAAAGAUGUCUGUAUUAUCUAUAAACUAGAUUAUACAGGCCUAUGAAAUGAGUGGGGGGAGGGUGAUAUGGGACUUGAGAAAUGAGCUGAGAAAGCCCUUGUUCGAAGCAGACAAGGAGGAUUUCUCCAGAUAUUUCACAAUGAUGAAUGGAAACAUAGGUCUUAAGGCCAAAAGGGACCACUGCAUUACCUUGGAUUUUGAAUUGACGAUUGGUGGAAGCUCAGAGGGUGAAAAGAGAAGUGCAGAAUCAAAUAUCUUGGCUCUCCUAACUUACUGCUGUGCUUUCUUUUCUCUGUUUAGAAAUCAACGGGACCCAGAUUUGCCCCAAUUCUAUGGUCGCUUUCCACGAUCCGUCCUCAGAUUUCGAAAACGUGCCCCGUCUUCGCUAUCUGCGCCUGGAUGGCAACCAUCUGAAGCCACCGAUCCCCUUGGACCUGAUGAUGUGCUUCCGACUCUUGCAAUCUGUCGUGUUCUAAGCCUCGCAGCAAUCGCCACUCCUCUGGGACUUUGGCUUUGCACAGUGACUUGAUUUCAGUCUAUGUUAGACAUGGGGAAUAUAUGUUAUCAUCCCUACCCUGACCUUGCUGCCCCAGUGCCUUCUCUUGACUGCUCCAUUCUGUUGCCUCCUCCUCCUUCUGUUGCAGGAAACUCUGCGGGUCUUGUUUUACACAGCCUCUUACGGAGUCUCCUAGGAGAGUUCCACAGAUUCCUCUUUGAUAUGUGUAUUAUCCACAGAAGUGCUAGAAGUCACAGUAAUACUGGCUUCUUAAAUACCAACUCCUUAAUUUAUCUCAAAAUUAGAGAAGAGAACACACCCAGAUGCAGUAUUUGUGUUGUACUCUUGCUGUCUAACACUUCAGAUAGAGUUAUUUGCACCCACCCACCCCUAGCCAACAACAUCAAGCUUAUAAAAGAAGUUGGAUUUGUUAUUAUUUAUCGAGACCAAAAAGAAGAAGAGGAAGCAAUUUCAUUUAAAUAGGUAAAAUUUCAAAGUGCCAUUUGUCUAAUAAGGAUGCUGGAUCAAAAGGAAAGGGAUAUUCAAAUUUAUUUAUAGAUGACGGGCACUCAUAAAUACCAUGGUAAUAGGAACACCAUACUGUGGCAUGUGCUAAUCAAUAGAUAAAAGUGCAUAGCAGAUUGUAUUCUGUGGAGCCAGUGCAUUGUGGGUACAAUGAAGAGUGACUAAGAACAGAUAUUCCCCCCGUUUAUGCCCUUAUGGGAUGAUACGGGUGAUGGUAGCAACAUAAUGACAGUAUGUUACCUGAGUUGCCAAACAUAAUGUGAUCACCGAGAUUCGGGUGAUGGUACUUUAACAGCACCAUUUUAAAAUGAGAAUAAUUGCUUGAUUAAUUACUCAUUCUCUUCUCCACAGUAUAAUUCCACUUCAGUUUGCUACUGUGACACAAGUACAGUACUAGAGAGAAAUUUCCAAAGGAUAGAACGGUGUACCUGGAAAGGACAAUCCCAUUGCCAUGAUGAUUUGAAGGAUAUGCCCAUAUCUUCUGGGUCGUGUGUAUGUGUUUGUAUGUGGGAGUCUUUUUGCAUAAGAGGCUGCUUAUCAGAAUGCUCUGUUGCCUCACUAGCUUUCACACAAUUUCCCUUUGCAAUGUCUAUGCAGGACAGAUGUCACAAAGGAAAUUGUGCCUCCCCAUCCUUCAGGCAAUGUCCCCUUGAAGCUCUCAAGCAUAAUGUUGCUUUCCUUUCAGUAAAAUUACUCAAAGAGGAGGAGCAACGGCAUGCCAAAAUACAGUUGAGAAAAGCUGUGGGAAUAUGGAACUGAGCUAGCAUGGACUAUUCUCUUGGACUAGGAACAAUAAACAUACGGUAUAUUGUUAUGUUAGAAGCAACUAACAGAUAUUAAUAGAGUCCCAUAUAGAUGCGUAGAUACCCAUCCAUUGUGUGUAUGGGGGGGUGUGCAGCAGGGUACCAGUGGUGAACCUUAGGCUCUCAAAUUCCAGCGGCACCCUGUGAGAUGCUAAAAUUUGGUGCCCCCACCUUUUGCACUUUGUCAUACAGCAUUAUUGUGGUGCCCCCUACAGUGUGGUGCCCAGUGGGGCCUAACCAGUCAUACUAGCCUGAAAUAGCUAACGCCUUGCUUGUGGGUAAGGACAGACAGACCCAUUAAAGCCUAGUCUGUCCUAGUUCCAGAGGGGGCAAAGUCUAUCCCAUUCCAUUUCUGGGUAGAUUUUUAAUUGGAAACCUGUAAGAAAAAAAAUCGACCUGAGAACACACACUUAAAAAGAGAGAAGUACCAGUACUUGUGAAAUGAUUUGAGGGCUGUGUGCUGCCUCCAUUACUCUCCCCAGGUCUCCUUAAAAAACUUCUAAAAACAGGGUAUCAAGUUGUCAAAGCCUGAGUGGCUUGCAUUCUGGGCAUCUUGCCACUAUGUGUCAUGAAUGCACAUAGAUCAAGCCCCGCCCCCCCGGGAGUGACAGGACAAUACUAUCUCAUUGUUUUCAGGAGGAAUUCUGUGGAAAAAGCAUGGCCUCCCCAGUCCUUUUUUUUUUCCUGCUGUGCUGCAGUCUCUUUAUCUUAGCUUGUCAUCUGAACUGGGACUCAUGGCUAAGCGCUCUCCUCACUAACCGCAAGCUGUAGCCAAAGCCUGCUACCCACCCUACUUUCUGGAGUAAGAACUGAGACUGAGAAAGAGGGGCAACACAAGGAUUUAAAUUUAAGCUGCCCAUAUGCAAUAUUCCACACCCAGGCCCUACCAAUAAGGUGAAAAUUUAGGUGCCGGCCUCCUGCAGCCUAGGGCAGCUUCUGGCUUAAUAGCCUCCUGAGUUAAAAGAGAGGCUUUUAAAUGGGAUUUUGCAAGCACUUCCCAUAUGACAGUGGCUUUCAACCAGGGUGCACCCUGGGGUGCCUUGAAUGAUGGUCAAGGGUGCAACGGGCAACACUAGCCUCUGUCCCUCUUUCUUCCCCUCCCUCCUCUGAUGCCCUCUCUCAUCUCUGCCUACCAAAGGCUUGCACAGCUGUUUAUUGGAGUAGCCCUGUCUACAAGCUCCCCAGGUGAAUGGUGCCUCUGGGAGGCACCUCUCCUUGCAGCCGGGGGUGGCAGUGGCUGCCCAGAGGACUCCCAAGGAGAGGGGAGAGGAGGCUGAGGGAACAAGGGAGGGUGUUCAAAACAGGGUGAAAGGUUGCCAGCUCUGCAGGCAAGGGGUGACAUAACUGGGCUCCUGAGCCCCAUAGGGGUGCCACAUAAAGAAUGUGUUUGGUCAAGGGAGCCGUGGACUCAAUAACAUUGAAAACCUCUGCCACAUGGAAACAUUCAGGGGCAGCAACUAUAGGUGGUGGAAGGGGCUUUGGCCCCCUCAGUAUUUGUGCGCAGGGGGCCAAGUCCCCCAAUAUUGAGGGGGCCACCAUCCUUUGCUGGUGAUGGGAGAGUGCUUGCAUGCUGGGCAGGGGCAGCACAGGCAGAGGGGGGAGAUCACCCUCUGUGCUUUCCAUAUGCCCCUGCUGCUGGGAGAGCACUGGCACGCUAGGUGGGGGUGGGAUGCAUCAUGUGACGCCGGGCCCCCUCAAUGUCAGCACCCCUGGAAACAUUGCAUGAGGAUUAGACAUCUAUGUGACUUUGUCCAGAGCUGUGUCCACAAACACAACUUUACUUGAAAACCCUAGGAUUCUGUUCAGAGAUCCAUUCAAGAAAUGUCACAGUCCCCAGGUAACAUUCCCACGCAGAGGUGCUUGCGUAAUAAUUUUGAAAUGUCAAUUGGUGAACAUAAACAUUACAUCAGAAGGGGACCACAGCGGAUAAACAGGGCACAAGACUUUCCUAUUUUGCUGACCUAUGUGAGUCACUUCCAACACAUGGAGCAGUUCUCUUCUCCUAAUCACUUGACACCGACUGAGCUAUGUUUGCUCAACUCACUUCCAUGACUCAGGCCCCUUUUGAUCCUCAUGAUUUGCUCUGCCCCAAGAGCCAGGUUCCACUCUGCACGCUCUCUAAAUCCUUCUUUAUAGCCAAUCAAGUCUUUUUACAGCUUAGUGAAAUGAAACUCAGUGGGGGUUUCUUGAAAGAAAAUUAGGCUUUGGACCCGUGCAUAACUUCUCCAGUUGAGAUUCUUCAGUACAUUUUCAUAUUUCAAUCUCAGUUCCAAGAGCACUAAUGACUCUCCGGUGACUCAGAAAAGCUGAUGAUUAAGUUCACUGGCCAUUCUCAUGUUCUCUUCUCCUUUCACAUUGGAUUUGAAGAUUUUGUUAUGUGCUUCCCACUUACCUGAGCUGAAAGGCAAUGACAUGGGGUCUAGCUUUCUUUGGAUGAGAGAGCACUGGAGACAUAGAGUGUCUUUAUAAUAAUUGAAGUAUAAAUAUGCAAGCAGAGCAUAAUAGAAAUAGAGACUUCUAGAGAAGGCCCUGCACCCUAAGGGGUUUCACCUUCAACCAUCAAACAACUCCAGAUUCUUCCACUGUCUUCCUGAUCCUCUCUUACAAUUCAGACUGAAAGACUUGAACAUUGAGAAAUAUCUCCUGUCGUGAUUUUUCCUGUAGCCCCUUUAUCACUUCUGUUAUAUUUCACAAACCAGUAUGAAGUCAACCAUGCUAAAUGUAAAUGAAGCUCUGCAAUCAGCAAUAUACACAACCUACCCUCUUCUUUCUUUCUAUCAUCUAUCUAUCUAUCUAUCAUCUAUCAUCUUAUCUAAUCAAUCUCUGCUCUUUCCUAACCACUGCUUGGGUGGAGCCUUAAUCCAAAUCCCUUGAAAACAGAGGACUCUGGAUUUUGUCCCUAAUGACCAAACAACCUCAGUCCACUGGACAUCCCUCCGGAUAAAACUCAGCAUAUCCCACUGGUACCCAUGUUGGGGUUGGGCAUGCUUGGGAUCAUUUAUUUUAAUGGAAAUGCAGGCAUGAAACUUGCUUUUAAUUUAAUCUAUCUAUCUAUCUAUGGGGCCAUACUUGGCCUUUUGUUACACCAGUGUAAGCUAGCGUAACCCUAUUGAUAUUUGUUGAGUUACUCUGGAUUUAUGCUUGUAACAUUUGGAACAUGAUCUGCUGGUUUCUUUUUAUAUCAUAUUAAAUAUGUUGUGUAAGUUUCAUCUC